AUGCUAGGCUUGUCUCUUGGGCUACUUCUAGCCUCAGGAGGAACAUACACGGCACGAUUACCGGCCGCAACAAUCUCAAACAAGGCUAAUGGAGGUUCUAAAACCGUUUUUGUCGGCCGUACGCUUUCUGAAUUCGACCAAGAUGUCUUCCUGGGUAUCAAAUAUGCCGAUGAACCCACUCGCUUCACGCCAUCGGAACUGAAGACUAAAUAUGCGUCCAAUGACAGCAAUUCGGGACCAUUGAGCUUAAAUAGGGUCGGGCUUACUUCAAGCUCAGGAUCUGUCUUUUACAAUGCUACGCAAUAUGGAUACGACUGCCCCGCUUACGGGUCCGACACGACCAAACUAGUGAACAUGGGCCUUGCAAAGUUGAAUGAAGAUUGUCUGAAUCUGAACAUCAUUCGACCUAAGACUGAGAGUGAGGAGCUGCUACCUGUUAUGUUGUGGAUCUUUGGUGGUGGGUGGCAGCAGGGGGCAACCGCAGACCCUCGGUACAAUAUGAGCUACAUAGCUCAGCAAGGAGCCUUGAAUGGGAAUCCUGUCAUUGGAGUCUCCAUCAAUUAUCGACUGGCAGCUUUUGGAUUUUUGGAUUCCGAAGAAGUGAGGGCAGAAGGAAAUACAAAUCUAGCUCUCCGUGAUCAGAGAAUUGCCAUGCGCUGGGUAAAACAAAAUAUCCAAGCUUUCGGUGGUGGAGACCCCGAGAAGAUAACCAUAUGGGGUGAAUCUGCGGGUGCUUACAGCGUCGGAGCUCAUUUAGUGACAAACGAUGGAAAUAACGAGGGACUUUUCAGAGCUGCCAUCAUGGAGUCCGGUAAUGCCGUUGGACCACCUUACAACGGCACUGAGUGGCACCAGCCAAUGUAUGACCGAAUUGUUGAUAGAGCCGGAUGCACAAAUUCGUCGAACACACUCCAGUGCCUGCGCGAUCUCCCGUACGAAACAUUCUACGCUGCUGCUUACGAGGGACUUGAGUGGUUUGCCACGAUUGAUGGGAAAUUCAUCACUCAAUUUCCUCAAAUCAGCUACAAAGAGAAUAAAGUCGCCAAAGUUCCCAUUCUUCUAGGCACGAAUACAGAUGAAGGUACAAGUUUUGGUACUACGGGCACGGACACUGCUGAGCAGUGCAUUGAGCAGCUGAUAUCUUCCAAGCGGUGGGUGAUUACUCGUGAACAAGCAGUCAAUAUCCUACCACAUUAUCCAAAUAUUCCAGCUCUUGGCUGUCCCUAUGGUUGGGGUAAUGUCACCUGGCCAGAGCUGGGACUCCAAUAUAAGCGAUAUGAGUCUAUAGCCGGAGAUAUUUCAAUGGUAGCACCGCGUCGCAUGCUUGCACAUCUCAUGUCCAACUCGAUCGACAAUGUAUAUUCUUACCGCUGGGAUGUCGCGGCGCUAAAUACAUCCACAACAAUUGGAGUGCAACAUUUCGCCGAGAUUCCUUUUGUAUUUGCCAAUCCGGUACAGACCAUGACACCGCUCGGAACUGACCCUGCCCGCCUGGAGCUUGGGCAGAUGGCAGCUCGAAUGUGGACAUCCUUUGUCACACACCUGAAUCCAAACGGACAUGGAUUGAACAAAAUUCCUCAAUGGCCCCGCUAUUCUUCCAAAGCGACAAACUUUGUGUUCCGUCUCCCACGAAAUGAGAGUUAUAUUGAAGCCGAUUCCUAUCGUGCAUCUGGAAUUUCUGUUAUAAACAACAUCGCUCGGUAG
Penicillium cosmopolitanum is the source of this 1704-nucleotide messenger RNA. RefSeq names its product putative triacylglycerol lipase (LipA). The coding region runs from base 1 to 1704 and encodes 567 amino acids. The record is from RefSeq and is a predicted model, not a curated record. Lineage: Eukaryota; Fungi; Ascomycota; Eurotiomycetes; Eurotiales; Aspergillaceae. The transcript has 10 exons.